Messenger RNA from Odontomachus brunneus, 3330 nucleotides. RefSeq lists its product as uncharacterized. The transcript has 15 exons. Lineage: Eukaryota; Metazoa; Arthropoda; Insecta; Hymenoptera; Formicidae. The record is from RefSeq and is a predicted model, not a curated record. The coding region runs from base 402 to 2984 and encodes 860 amino acids.
UCCGCUACUGGGAGUAGAGUUUUGGAACGCAGCCCUUGCGUCAUUUUCCGCGUAUAUUUUAAAUUUGUGAACUGUCGCGUCCUAACUUUAAAGUCGCCUCAACUUCAUGUGUGCUUCCUAUUAAUUACCAGUGAAUUUGACGUCAGAAGAAAUUUUCCAUGUGAUUGUCCGUGUGUAAUUCUAAUUUCCUGUACCAAAAGUUUAUCAAGACAAUCAAACAAGCAAUUAUAAAGGCCUCCGGAAAACAACAUAACAACUCAAAACCUGAAAUUCAUCAUCCUGUAGCUAGGGAGAACAAGAAGAAACAAUGUCAACAGGUUUCGUGGGACAAGGAUUGUGAUGAGAUAUUCAAAUUGAGAAAGAAGAAACUUAACAGGUGGACUCAUUCUGGAAGUCAGAAUAUGUCAUGCGGCAAUGCACCUAACCUUUUCGGACACUCCUUCGAGCCGGAUGAUCUCAAGAGUCAAGUGUCAAAAUUACAAGUGUUACUAGAGAAUGAAAAUUUUACUCUCGACACUGAAUGCUUAUUACAAACGCUGGAACAAUGUUUUCUCAUUUGUGCGGCCGAAUCGCUCGACGAGCAAAUUUUUAGAAGAAUUCUACCGAAAGCUCAUCGUUCGUUGUCGCAGGUCAUAAAAGCCAUCAAUCAGAGAAUGAGCGAUAACGAGAAAGUCGACAAUCUAGACGACGUGAAGCGCAAAUUACAUUUCUGCGACGGAUUACUUUUAUUUUGGCGGAAAUGUAUAGAACAUGUUUCCGCACUCAUAAAAAUUCGGGCUCUUUAUGUUACAUCAUUAUGCAGUAUUUUGCCCGAAACGAUAAAGAUCAUCUUCGAACAUUGCAAAGUCAGCCCGAAGACAUAUGGAACGUUAUUAAGCGGGACAAUGCAGGAACUGAAGAAUUUGUUUUCGCGAGCAGGCGCGAUCUUCAAACUAUUCUUUGCUACUUUAGACGGCGUAAUCGUCUUCGACACGGAUGUGGAAUCGGAAACGAAGCUGUUAACGAAAGUGGUGGACGCGUAUGGUAGCAUUGCUUGUAUCGCGAACGGGAUGGAUACGAAAACGUACAUUGAGAUAUCAGAAGCAUUCACCAAGUUGACUGUUGAUUAUCAAAGCGAUAUAAAGUGUGCAUCUCCGAACAGCGUGCUGACGCAUCUUGUUCAAAUGGCGAAAGACGCAUCUUAUUUUUUGUCCACAAUCAAGGACCAGAGUGAUAAAAACAUAGAAAGAACUACAGUAGCUACUAUGCGUUUGCUGAAAGUAGUCGAAAAAUUAACGGCGAUUUAUGGCACGUUUCUCACAUAUGAGAUGAUACUGUGUUUAAUCGCACUAUCGACGGAAAUGCAUGGGCAUUCAUAUUUAAAUCUAACAAAAGACGGCAGAAAAAUAAUAUCAGUCAAUGCUACAUCCUUUUUAGAUAUUAUUUUUGACCAUGAUGAUUUUAAGCAGGCAUAUUUCGAAUACGGGAGAAAAACCGAUGUGAGUCAAUUGAACUAUCAUCUAUUGACAAUCGCCGUCAUAAAGAAGCUGAACAGCAUGCCUUAUGAACAACACUGCAAAUGGUUUUUAGGUGUGGAUUCAAUUUUAGAUGUCGCGUUCAUACAUAUAGAACAUCUCCAAAGAGAAAUCGUUGCUAGAGAAUUGCGACUACCAGGUAACCAUGAAAUUGGAGAGCGUCCAAGAUUGGCUGGCAUUUACGAGGCGACUUUAGUGCCCAUCUGCGAUCUGAUCAGUCAAAUCCCUUCGGAAGCCUUUCACGCAUUGGAGCUAUUAUUGCUGAAGCAUCUAUUAUCUGGACGCUUUUGGAGCUCCCUAUUGAGUUCGGACGUUUGGUGCUUUAUUGGCAGACUCAGCACUUCGCAACUAUGCGCUGAUCAUGUGAAAUAUUUGAUACGGAUCUCUGUCGCAUUGGCGGAAAGACGCAAUACGAUAGAAACGAUCAUGCUGGACAAUAUGAUCGGUAGGCUUUACAGGCUGCUAACAGAAGAUACGAAAUCCACUUUGUUUGACGAUUUUCCUGAUCUAUAUGCAAAUUGUAAUACUCCUACUUUGUACUGGCUAAUAGCAACAAUGAAGGAAUCCGGACGAAAACAUUCAAUAUAUAAACUUGACGAUCUGCCAAGAGCUUUCUUGAAUUUGCGAGAACAUCCUACUACGCGCAACUGGAAACGCUUUAUGCAGCAUAUAUUUACGAUGCAAGCAGUGGAUUAUAGCGAUAAUAAAGAUAUUAGCGAUGCCUUAAUUAAAAUAUGGAGUUUUGUGGCAGACACAAUUACUGAAUGUGAAGACAAACAGCUCGACGUAUUAUCUGAUUUUAUGAUUAUUUUAUUUGACAGCACUCGUCUUGAUAAUUUUCGGGAUGACGUCCUUGAUUCGAUUCUGAUGUCCAUCGCAGUUUCGUAUACUUGCAUGCUACCUCGAGUAAAGAUCAAACUCUGCCAGUAUUUACGACAGAACGUCGAGAAUCUUGAUCGUUGCGGAAGUCAAAGUGUAUCCACUUUAAUCAAAUUGUUCAGCCAUUUACUAGAAGAUGAAAGUCCUUGGGUAUGCCAAGAAGCCCUGGAGUCUUUUGAACGCAUAGGACAUGCGUGCUCGGAACAGCUUGUUGCCAGAAUAGCAAAAGGUUUGGCCAAGAUAUCUACUAUCAACAAUGUCAUGCAGGCGUAUUUAUCCUGUACACCACAUUACGUGCUCGACGGUUUUUCGAACGCGUAUGACUAUCUCGAGAAUGUAUAUAAAGCAGCUCAAGGCCACUUCCAGCACACGUGCUACGAACAAAAAGAAUCAGAAAGAGAAGAGAAAAUGCCGAGGCUAGAGGAGAAAAACUCGCAAGAUAUCACGCCAGUGUUAAUACAACUGGACGAACAAGCGGAGAAGAUGUAUAAAGGAUUAACAGAGGUUUUCGAAAGACGAGCUAAUAUCAGUGAAACAAUAUGUAGAAAACUAAUAACUGUCUUAGAGAAGAUUCUAAACGCCAAUAAAUGAAAUUUCAUGGAAACUGUUUUAACUUCGUCGAAGUGAUAAACAUAGGAAUUACAUAGAAAUUUAGUAGCGAUAAAGAUAUUUUAUCAGAAAGAAAUGAUAAUUGAAAAAAGAAGAGGAAAUAGAAUAUAAAUAAAAAUAUUUGCAAAGAAACAAGAAGAAAGAUAAUUGAUAAGUAAAUAGAAAAAAGGAAUAAAAAGAAAUUGAUGAUUUUUAAGAUUCUCUUAGUUAUCUUACAUUUGUGUGUAAAGUAUAUACAGGGUGUUCGGAAAGUACCGGGACGCCCGAAUAUCAGGAAAAAUAUAAGUUUUACAAAAAAAUGUUUCAGACAAAAGUUGUGGCGUUUAAA